This is a messenger RNA of Nycticebus coucang (slow loris), 590 nucleotides long. RefSeq names its product gametocyte-specific factor 1-like. The record is from RefSeq and is a predicted model, not a curated record. The transcript has a single exon. The coding region runs from base 53 to 550 and encodes 165 amino acids. NCBI's taxonomy places the organism in Eukaryota, Metazoa, Chordata, Mammalia, Primates, Lorisidae.
GGGGAAGAGUGUGUCUGAUGGAGCACUUGGAUUCAGCUCCUUUAUUUCCAACAUGGAAGAAACUUACAUCGACUCCCUAGACCCUGAAAAGCUAUGCCCCUAUGAUAAAAACCACCAGAUCAGAGCCUGCAGAUUUCCUUAUCAUCUUAUCGAGUGGAGGAAGAAUCAUCCUGAUGUUGCAAACAAAUUGACUACUUGUCCCUUCAAUGCUCAUCACCAGGUUCCUCGGGCUGAAAUCAGUCAUCAUAUCUCAAGCUGUGAUGACAAAAGUUGUAUUGAGCAAGAUGUUGUCAACCAAACCAGGAACCUUGGACAAGAGACCCUGGCUGAGAGCACAGGGAAGUGUCCUCCUUGCGAUGAAGACUGGGAUAAAGAUUUGUGGGAACAGACCAGCACCCCAUUUGUCUGGGAUACAGACAACUACUGUGGCAACAACAGCUCUGCAAGCAACGUAGUCAUGGAACGUAAGAGUAACCUGGCUUCAGGCAUGCGAGUUCCCAAAUCUUUGCCGUAUGUUCUGCCAUGGAAAAACAAUGGAAAUGCACAGUAACUGAAUAUCUCAUCAAAUGGCAGAUCCUAGAAGAUUCUUU